GACUUCCGCUGUUGCUUUCCAAAUCUUCUUUGAAAACUUAGAUUUUCCUCUUCAGUGGGUGCAGGUUUUUAUAUUCUCUCACAGCGUUUAGAUGAGCAUUUCUUCAAAAGCCAAAAAUGGUGUCAAAGAGAAGUGCACCUUCCAGGCAUCAUCCUCUCAGCGCCUAUGAAGUCACGUUUGCAGUGCUCUUUGCCAUUUUGCUGGUUCUCUGUGCUGGGUUAAUUGCAGUGUCCUGGCUGGCAAUCAAGGAAUCAGAAAAAGAUGCAGUAUUUGGAAACAGUUAUGAAGCCAGAGGGACCCUGAAAAUAACAUCAGGAGCUACAUAUAAUCCUAAUUUGCAAGACAAACUCUCAGCGGAUUUCAAAGUUCUUGCUUUUGACCUUCAGCAAAUGAUAGAUGACAUCUUUCAAUCAAGUAAUCUGAAAAAUGAAUAUAAAAACUCAAGAGUUUCACGAUUUGAAAAUGGCAGCAUUAUAGUCAAAUUUGACCUUUUCUUUGACCAGUGGGUGUCAGAUAAAAAUGUAAAAGAAGAACUCAUUCAAGGCAUCAAAGCAAAUAAAUCCAGCCAACUGGUCAUUUUCCAUAUUGACUUGAACAGCAUUGAUAUCACAGCAUCUUUGGAGAGUUUCCCUACUUUGAGCCCUGCAACAACUUCAGGCAAAUUAACAACCAACAGUCCUCUGACAACCACAGGCAAUGCCUCAGUGAAGUGCCCGCCUGGUUCAAGGCCUUGUGCUGAUGCUCUAAAAUGUAUCGCAAUUGAUUUAUUUUGUGAUGGAGAAUUAAACUGCCCAGAUGGUUCUGAUGAAGACAAUAAAACUUGUGCCACAACUUGUGAUGGAAGAUUUUUGUUGACCGGAUCUUCGGGGUCCUUCGAGGCUACCAACUAUCCAAAGCCUUCUAAAUCAAGUGCCGUUUGCCAGUGGAUUAUACGUGUAAAACAAGGACUUUCCAUUAAACUGAGCUUUGAUUCCUUUAACAUAUAUUAUACGGAUAUAUUAAAUAUCUAUGAAGGCGUGGGUUCAAGCAAGAUUUUAAGAGCUUCUCUCUCAGAAAGUAAUCCUGGCACAAUUAGAAUUUUUUCCAACCAAGUUACUGCCACCUUUCUUAUAGAAUCAGAUGAAAAUGAUUAUAUUGGCUUUCAUGCAACAUACAGUGCAUUUAACAGCAGAGAAGUUAAUAAUUAUGAGAAAAUUAACUGUAAUUUUGAAGAUGGCUUUUGUUUCUGGAUGCAGGAUCUAAAUGAUGAUGAUGAAUGGGAAAGGGUUCAGGGAAAUACCUUUCCUCCUUUCACUGGACCAGAUUUUGACCACACUUUUGGCAAUGCUUCAGGAUUUUACAUUUCCACUCCAACUGGACCAGGAGGGAGACAAGAAAGAGUAGGACUUUUAAGCCUCCCUUUGGACCCCACUUUGGAACCAGUCUGCCUGAGUUUCUGGUAUCACAUGUAUGGCGAAAAUGUCUAUAAAUUAAGCAUUAAUAUCAGCAGUGACCAAAACAUGGAGAAGAUCGUUUUCCAAAAGGAAGGAAAUUAUGGAAAUAACUGGAAUUAUGGACAAGUAACAAUAAAUGAAACCGUGGAAUUUAAGGUGUCCUUUAGUGCUUUUAAAAACAAGCUCCUGAGUGAUAUCGCGUUGGAUGACAUUAGCCUAACACAUGGGAUUUGCAAUGUCAGUCUUUAUCCAGAGCCAACUUUGGUUCCAACUCCUCCACCAGAACUUCCUACGGACUGUGGAGGACCUUUUGAACUGUGGGAGCCAAAUACAACAUUUACUUCUAUGAACUUCCCAAACAACUACCCUAAUCAGGCUACCUGUGUUUGGAAUUUAAAUGCACAAAAGGGAAAGAACAUCCAACUUCAUUUUCAAGAAUUUGACUUAGAAAAUAUUGCAGAUGUAGUUGAAAUCAGAGAUGGUGGAGGAAAUGAGUCCUUGCUCUUAGCUGUGUACACAGGACCUGGCCCAGUAAAGGAUGUGUUUUCAACCACCAACAGAAUGACUGUGCUUUUCAUCACUGACAAAGCACUGACGAAAAGAGGGUUUAAAGCCAACUUCACUACUGGCUACGGCUUGGGGAUUCCAGAGCCCUGCAAGGAAGACAGUUUUCAGUGUAAGAAUGGAGAGUGCAUUCCACUGGUCAAUCUCUGUGACCGUCUUCCACACUGUCAGGACGGCUCUGAUGAAGCACACUGUGUACGUCUCUUCAAUGGCACGCUGAGCAGCAAUGGUUUGGUGCAGUUCAGGAUCCAGAGCUCAUGGCAUGCAGCUUGUGCUGAGGACUGGACCACACAGAUUUCAAAUGAUGUUUGUCAGCUGCUGGGACUAGGGAGUGGAAAUUCAUCAAUGCCAGUCUUCUCUACUGGAAGUGGACCAUUUGUAAAACUAAACACAGCAUCUAAUGGCAGCUUAAUACUCACACCAAGUACACAGUGUCUACAGGAUUCACUGAUUCUGUUACAGUGUAACCAUAAACCAUGUGGGGAAAAGAUGGUGGCUCAAGAAGUCAGCCAGAAGAUUGUUGGAGGAAAUAACGCCAACGAAGGAGCCUGGCCAUGGCUCACUGCUCUCUCGUAUAACGGCAAACUGCUCUGUGGUGCUUCUCUCGUCAGCAACGACUGGCUGGUGUCUGCAGCCCACUGCGUGUAUGGGAGAAAUUUGGAGCCAUCCAAGUGGAAAGCAAUCCUAGGCCUGCAUGCGACAUCGAAUCUGACUUCUCCUCAAGUAGUGACCCGGUUGAUCGAUCAAAUUGUCAUAAACCCACAUUACAAUAAACGGAGCAAGGACAGUGACAUUGUCAUGAUGCACCUUGAAUUUAAAGUGAAUUACACAGAUUAUAUACAACCUAUUUGCUUACCCGAAGAAAAUCAAGUUUUCCUUCCAGGAAGAAUUUGUUCUAUUGCUGGCUGGGGGAGGAUUGUUCAUGAUGGUCCUACUGCAGACAUAUUGAAAGAAGCUGAGGUUCCUCUCAUAUCAAAUGAGAAAUGCCAACAACAGAUGCCAGAAUACAGCAUCACGGAAAACAUGGUGUGCGCAGGCUACGAAGAAGGGGGGAUAGACUCUUGUCAGGGGGAUUCAGGAGGACCAUUAAUGUGCCAAGAAAACAACAGAUGGUUCCUGGCUGGUGUGACAUCAUUCGGAUACGAGUGUGCGCGGCCUAAUCGCCCAGGGGUGUAUGCCCGGGGCCCGAGGUUCACAGAAUGGAUACAAAGUUUUCUCCAUUAAAAUAUUUCCUAAACCAAACACGAAAGGCAGGCACUUUUCUCAUUCCACUCCAAAGUUUGGAAAUUUAGAAUUUUGCAAAAUAUGGUUUCUAAAAGUCAUUAUUCUUAUCUAUGCCACUGAAAUGCUGUAGGGGAGAGAAACAAACAAAAAAACUAAAUUAAUCUUUACAAUAAUAAGUAACUUUUAAAUAAUACAUUUUGGUUUUUAUUGUGAGCAACUAUGCUUUCACAGAUAUAAUUCUCUUUGCUCUUAAUCAUUAUUUUUAUCAUAUUCUCUUAUUUAGAGAAAAAUUAGAAAAAGAAGUGAAAUAGACUGUUUUGCACAAGGUCUGUUACUGUUCGAAAUAAACUGCUGGAAAUAACCUACUUUCAGCUUAAACUGCUAUUAUCAAAAACUCAAUAGUCUUCCUGCGUUUCUAUCCAAACACAUUUCUAAUUCAUCUUGAGCAUAUUUUUAAUGGUUCCCCUACUCAUAAAAAGUAUGUCUUCUAAGCUCAUGUCAGAGACCUGGACUAAGUUGAUUGCAUGUCCCUUUCAAAUAUGCUAAUUAAACAGCAAACAAGCACAAGUCUAUAUAUUGCCCUACUAUCAAAAUAAAAGGUAAAUUUACUGAUAUUGUAGUUUUUUAUUGGAUCCUUUAUUACCUGAAUUAUUCAUACUAUCUAUUUUUUACAAGCUGGUAUUUUUUUUUAAACUUUCAAAAAUAAGUAUACAUAUUUAAGAAAUGAAACUAGUAAAAAUUUAUUUUUCCCGAUUUAUGUGUGUUACAGUGGAUGUUUCUAACAUGUGCAGCAUUUAUUUAAACACAGCUGAAUUGCCCAUUAGAAGACCAAAAAUGUGGAAUAAAUGAAUUUGUUUCACGGCUUUAAUCUCUUGGAUCAUUUCCAGAGUAAGUGCAAACUUCAAUUUCG
Messenger RNA from Myotis daubentonii (Daubenton's bat), 4131 nucleotides. RefSeq names its product transmembrane serine protease 15 (gene TMPRSS15). NCBI's taxonomy places the organism in Eukaryota, Metazoa, Chordata, Mammalia, Chiroptera, Vespertilionidae. The record is from RefSeq and is a predicted model, not a curated record. Gene Ontology annotation, cellular component: membrane. Gene Ontology annotation, biological process: proteolysis. Gene Ontology annotation, molecular function: serine-type endopeptidase activity; protein binding.